GCAGAGGAAUCCAUAGCGUUGGAAGUGAAAGACAUAAUGAAAGACGUCAAGAUGAAACUUCAAAAGGAAAAGAAGACAAAGCUCAAUGAUUUCCUAAAAGAGCACAGCUCCAAAGAAACCUUUUGUCCGAGAAGGAGAACAGGGACAGCGAGGGCCUCCUCCACUGACCAGGAGUGGGCAGUUGGAGCAUGCCCGAGACUGGGAAAUACUGGUGGAUUUAGACCAGCAGCUAAAAGUCCCAUCACACAUUGUCACCACCACAAGGAAAAGGCUUCGGUAUUCAGAAGUGGCUUCUAUGGCAGAGCAACGACGCUGGAAGCAAUAGUUCGCCCUGUGGAGGUUGGCUUCAGGGGUCGUAAUGCAACAUCCACCAUCACGUUGCUCAAAGAUUGGGAAUCCACGAACAAGCCCUGCACCAGACCAUAACAGAAACUGCAGAAAGCUGCAGCCAAUGUCUCUGGACCAGUAGGAACGAUCUUAACUGGGCCGCAAGAUGUUAGGAACAUACAACCCGGUCUGAUUAACCUGUGGUGGGCUGCCUUAGAAGAAGGGCUCUUGUGAUUUUAACGCCAAAACAACUUUUGAUGCUAGGUACACUACUGACGAUCUGUCCCUGACAACUGUUGGUGGUCACCAACAUCUGCUAACAACUUCUGGCAGUUGGUAUCUUAACUUGUGCAGAAGACCUUCAAACAUACAAGGGAUACUCACAAUCCUGUCCUAUGUUCCUAUCUGUCAUUUUCAUUUGGUCCUGAGUAAAACUAAUGAGCACGUAUUGAGUCAUGUUUGUUUUGACAAAAACAUGAUGGCAAUCCACCAAGGUACAAGUGCAUGAGGCCUUUUAAAGGAAUGUGAGAUGGUAGUCUGACCGGUUGAUGUUCCAAACAAAACACGUCCAUGAUUUAUUCAGACACUUAGUGCUAAGUACUACUUUUUUUAAUGAUAUGCUUGGUGCUGCAAUACAUUUUGUGAUGUUACCAAAACUGGAUUCCCUCUGGAACUCUCUCCCUUUCCAUCAUCCGAUCAUCCCCUGAAACUUGUAAUAGUAAUCUGAAAACACGUUUUUAUUCAAUAGCCUUUCAAUGUGCCUUAAUGGUUGUGCAUUAUUAUUGUUACUGGUGUAGGAAGUGAUUAUUAUUAUGGCAAUAUUUUGUUCGUGUUUUUAAUUUCACUGUUGUUUUUGUGUUGUUAAGUACUUUGGAUCAAUAAUGUUAUGUUUCAAGUGCCAUUUGAAUAAGAUAAGAGUCUAUUCUAAUAAAGCCGAUGAUCCCAUAUUUAAACUUAUGUACAACAGGAAUAAAAUCUCUGAUCUGGAGACAAGAAAGAGGAUGCUGGUCGGUGUCUUUGGAAGAACUGGGGCUGGAAAGAGCUCUUUGAUAAAUGCCAUCGUUGGAGAGAAGAAUCUUCUGCCCUCUGGAAGCGUCUGUGCAUGCACCUCAGUCAUAUUCAAAGUGGAGGCAAACAACGACAGCAAAAAGUAUGAGGCAGAAAUUGAGUUCAUUAAAAAAGAGGACUGGAAAGAGGAGUUGUGGUUUUACAAGAAUCUCCUGGAGGAUGAUGAUGAUGAUGCUCAUGAAAAGCUGACAGCACUCUACAGAGAAGAUUGGAAAUCAAAAUCUGUUGAAGAACUCAUGGACAAGAAAUAUUUCAGAGGAAUUCCUGAAUUCCUCACUGGGAACAAGAAAACAUUGAAAUGUGAAUCUGCUGGAGAGCUAAGUAACAAAAUUGUCAAAUAUGUAAGUGCCUCAAACGAGGAAGACGAUGGAGUGAGACAGUACUGGCCCUUAGUGGAAUGCAUGACUGUCAGGUUGCCUAACAAGGAUCUUCUCCAGCAUGUCACACUUGUGGACAUUCCAGGAAAUGGAGACCGUAACAAGACCAGAAACAACAUGUGGAAAAAGAUGGUUGGAAGUUGUUCUACUGUGUGGAUUUUGGCUGAGACUAAUCGAGCAGUAGCAGAGAAAGAAGCUUGGGAGAUCCUGCAAAAUGCCAAUAGCCUGAUGGGAAAUGGUGGCGAGUGUCAGCGCAUUGACUUCAUCUGCACCAAGUCUGAUGAUGUUGGUGUGCACUCAGAAGCUGAUGUUCGGGAUUUUGUGCUCAAAAGAAACCAAUUAGCCAAGCGCAAGGUGAAGGCAGAAUUCCAAAAAGAAUACCCACAAUACAGCAAACAAUUCUCAUUUGAAGUGUUCACUGUGAGUGGAAAGGAGUUUCAUAAUAGCGUACAUCUACAGCCAGAUGACACUGAAAUUCCGAAACUUCGGGAUGUUCUGCAAAGUCUGAAUAACAAUCACUCAGAGUCAUUAAACUAUGUGUCUGGAGCUCGUGGGAUUCUCUCUCUGAUUCAAGGGACAAGAUGCAGGGAAGUGGCUGACAGUAAAAUGAAGGCUUGCAGAGACCUUCAAGAAAAGAUGCAGCAUGAACUGGAAGUCCUCCAAAAAGCAAUCAAAGAGAUUUACAGGACUUUUGAACAAUGCCUCACUGAGGGGGUUAAAGAAUCACAAGAUUCAUGUGAAGGACAGAUGCACUCCAUGUUACAUCCUCGAGGAGAAAAAGGUGGUGCCUCCCACAAGAGAUUGCUGUUUGCUGUUAUGAACAAUGGCGUCUUCAACGCAAAGAAAGGAAAGAAAAAGAACAUCAACAUGACCUUAAGUUCAAAACUGACUGGCUGCAUUGAUGAGGAAUUCAGGAUGACCUUCCCAAAUGAAGAUAAAAGUGGACCAUUCAAGGGCGCCAUUGAUUCCUUUUCACUGGACACAGAGGGGAAGAUUAACACCUACAAAGAUGUUCGUCUGCAACUGCGUUUUCUCAAGACAGAGGAGGACAAACUCAAGACAAAACUCAAAAAAAUCAUCCGGGAGGAUAAGAAAACAAUCUACAGCAGUCUGACAGACACAAUCGAGGAAAACAUGCAGAAAUGCUACUCAGACGCAGCAGUGAUUAAAGGAGUCGGCUCCCUGGAAAAAAUGAGGACCACCAUUAAUGAUCAUGUAAAUGAUAAAAAGGACACCAUGUUCAAGAUGGCGAAAGACAACAUGCUGGAGCUACUAAAUGAGUUGAGGGGGAAAAUCUUGAAAAAGCUGAAUGAAACGCUGAUGGAAUCAAUCCAGCUGUCACUCGGGACCGAUGACUGCUCAUUCCCAGAUGUUUCAGGAGAGCUUGACAGGGUGGAGACAUUCUACAGUCUACUGGAAGCCAACCCAAAUCCAAACUGAGCUUUCAAACAGAUGUUCCUUACUGUCAAUAACGUUUUCAUCAUGGAAUGAUCAUAGUCCAAAGGAAGGUGGCUGACAUGCAGAGGUCCACAGUCUCGCUCAAACCAGGAACAUUGUGGUGAAAAUGCUACAGAUCUUUGCCACUCGGCCCAAAUGGCUUUGUCUUUUCAAUGAUAAAACGUUUUCAUAUUUUUCUGUCAAUGAUUUUAUUUAGUUUCUUUUGUAUUGCUUGAUUGGCUCAUGAGUGCUCCUGGUUUUAAGGAUGUUUAACGUAAAUUUAGAUCUUGAAUACCAGUUUUAAUUAUAGGCUGGAUUAGACAUAAACUCUUAGCUUUUCGAGUAAUGAUCUCAGAUGACUUUGUUUUAUUCUACUUCUUAACAGUUUUCUUACUAAAUAUAUUGCAUAAAUGAUUAUUGGUGUGUUCUGGAAAGCAGAAAGGGAAUUAUGAAAAAUGUCAGUGUGGAAUGUGGAUUAAAUCAAACUAUACUCUC
Molecule: messenger RNA, 3704 nt
Organism: Platichthys flesus (European flounder)
Lineage: Eukaryota; Metazoa; Chordata; Actinopteri; Pleuronectiformes; Pleuronectidae
Product: nuclear GTPase SLIP-GC-like
Exons: 15
Coding region: 1209-3212 (667 amino acids)
Molecular function (GO): GTPase activity
Source: RefSeq, a predicted model, not a curated record